Messenger RNA from Leptosomus discolor (cuckoo roller), 866 nucleotides. The record is from RefSeq and is a predicted model, not a curated record. NCBI's taxonomy places the organism in Eukaryota, Metazoa, Chordata, Aves, Leptosomiformes, Leptosomidae.
GGAGCGGGUUGCUCAAGAAGAAGACGCUGGUGCCGGGCCAGGGGGUGGACACCCGUCCCCGCAAGGGCCAGGACGUGACCAUCCGCCUGAAGGCCACGCUGGAGGACGGCAGCGUGGUGGAGGAGAACCCCGCUCUCACCUUCACGCUGGGGGACUGCGAUGUCUUGCAGGCUCUGGACCUGUGUGUGCAGCUCCUGGAAAUGGGGGAAACGGCUUUGAUUGUGUCAGAUGCAAAGUAUUGCUACGGUGUGCAGGGCAGGAGCCCUGACGUCCCACCCAAUGCGGCCAUCACCCUGGAGGUAGAGCUGCUGGUGGCUCGGGACGCGCCGGACAUGGAGCUGCUCAGCGGGAAGGAGAAGAUAGAGCUGGCCAACCGCAAGCGGGAGCGUGGCAACUUCUUCUACCAGCAGGCAGAUUACGUGUUGGCCAUCAACUCCUACGACAUCGCCCUCAAGAUCAUCAGCUCCAGUUCGAAAGUCGAUUUCAGCCCGGAUGAGGAGGCCGAGCUGCUGGAUGUGAAGGUGAAAUGUCUCAACAACCUGGCAGCAUCUCAGCUUAAAUUGGACCAUUACGAGGCAGCCCUCAAGUCCUGUAACCUCGUCCUGGAGCACCAGCCAGGGAACAUCAAGGCUCUCUUCCGAAAGGGCAAGGUCCUGGCUCAGCAGGGUGAAUACAGAGAGGCCAUCCCCAUCUUAAAGGCGGCGUUGAAGCUGGAGCCUUCAAACAAGACCAUCCACGCUGAGCUCUCCAAGCUGGUGAAGAAGCACGCGGACCAGAAGACCGUGGAGACAGAGAUGUACAGGAAGAUGCUCGGGAAUCCCAGCGCCGCCGGCGCCCCGGGGAAGUGCAAAGACAAGCUGCCCUGG